AUGGCAUACCCGGGAUACGGUGGAGGGUUUGGAAAUUUUGGCAAUCCAAUGGGACAGCCAGGAUACCCUGGAAACCCAGUUUAUCCAGGCAGUAUCUCAACAGGAGACCCCAUGUGGAAAUGCUUCCUUGCUAUUGCUGGCCAGGAUGGUGAAGUGGAUGCUGAAGAACUUCAGAAGUGUUUAACACAAUCUGGAAUUAGUGGAACUUUUUCUCCCUUCAGUUUGGAAACCUGCAGAAUUAUGAUUGCCAUGUUGGAUAGAGAUUACACAGGAAAAAUGGGAUUUAAUGAAUUCAAAGAACUCUGGGCAGCUCUUAACUCCUGGAAGCAAAACUUCAUAACUGUUGAUAAAGACGGAAGUGGCUCAGUAGAGCAUCAUGAACUGAAUCAAGCCAUUGCUGCUAUGGGUUAUAGGUUGAGUCCUCAGACAGUAACUACCAUUGUCAAACGUUAUAGCAAGAAUGGCAGAAUCUUCUUUGAUGAUUAUGUUGCUUGUUGUGUGAAGCUUCGAGCAUUGACAGAUUUCUUUAGGAGAAGAGACCACUUGCAACAAGGGGUUGUGAGUUUCGUAUAUGACGAUUUUUUGCAGGGCACAAUGGCAGUUUGA
Molecule: messenger RNA, 606 nt
Organism: Budorcas taxicolor (takin)
Lineage: Eukaryota; Metazoa; Chordata; Mammalia; Artiodactyla; Bovidae
Gene: GCA
Product: grancalcin
Exons: 8
Coding region: 1-606 (201 amino acids)
Molecular function (GO): calcium ion binding
Source: RefSeq, a predicted model, not a curated record